AUGAUAUUGUUUUAUUUGUCAUUUGUUUGCAAGGAAUUUCAAAAUGACCAGGCUGAAGCUGAUGAUAACGAAGAAUGGGAGCAAAUACAGGAUCCCACGAUCCCCAUCCCUCCUCCAAGACCAGCAAAUUCUCAAACUGCUACUGAUCAUGAGGCAAAAGUUGAACUCGAAAUCGAUCAAGAAGACAAACUUCAUGUAUAUUACAAUGAAACUGCCAUUGCCGAUGAUGUACUCGAUGCAGUACCGCACUCUCAAUUUGAUCUUUUUGGUGAAAUCAUAACAAUAGCGUCAAGAUUCGGCUUCGAUCAGAAUGUAAUUGCCCAGAAAUUUCUCAAUUAUACUACUGACGUUCGUAUUAUUUCUUUGCCAUUAAUCAAAUUAGAAGCUUUUUGGAAUUUUCUAGGUCAAAAUGAAGAGUACAAUGCUCUUUCUGAAUUUGUUAAAAUGAAUUUAGCAGUUUCUUGCUCAGAAGCUGUCGUAGACCGUCAUUUUUCAUCCAAAAGAGAAAAUGUAUCCGUAGAACAGAAUCGUACAGAUGUAGAACUUGCUUCGGCAAGGAAUACCCUUAAAACCCAACAAGUCGAUGACAUUUUCAAGAAGUUAAAAAUCCGAAAAUAUUUUUAA
Molecule: messenger RNA, 624 nt
Organism: Trichomonas vaginalis G3
Lineage: Eukaryota; Parabasalia; Trichomonadida; Trichomonadidae
Exons: 1
Coding region: 1-624 (207 amino acids)
Source: RefSeq, a predicted model, not a curated record